AAAGCUACAACUGAAUGGAUGUUUAUUAUCAAAUCACGCACUCAGCGACUGAGGCAGUGGUUACUAGGUUGAUUGUUAGGUUGCUACGGACGGCACAAAAGCGGUGGCGAUGAUUUCGAUUUGAAAUCACCAGUCAAUGAGACCCAAACCACAACAACGCAAUGUAUAUAUAACCACAGUAACACGAAAUAACAGAGCCCAGGCUGUGUAUACCACGCUCUAAUAUACAUAUGUAUAUAUGCAGUAUAUACCAUGGUGAUAGAAUGUAAUAUAUCCCAGGGCGUGUAACCCGAAUGUAAAGUUUGACAGACGAUAAGGUUUUAGAGGGAAAAAAAUAACAUCUGAGGAUUUACGGAAGAUACAAGAGAGAGGGUCAAAAAGAGAGAUAGGGGAAAGAGACAGGAAGAAAGAGAAAGAAAGGACGAGGGUGGAGAGAUGGCCCAGGCUUAUCUGAGGAAUUCAGAAGGAUAUUGCUUCCCUUUGUCGCAGAAAAUAACAACCAUUGGCAGAGAAGGAUGUGAUAUCGUUAUACAGUUACCAACAAUCGACACACAACAUGCAAUGGUGGAAUUCAACAUGAAUGAAGGACUCUAUAUCCUGACUGACCUAAACAGCCUACAUGGAACCUUUGUUAACGAAGUCAAACUUCAGAAUUCAUCAGUGAGACUUCACCAAAAUGAUAUCAUACAAUUUGGAGCCAAAGGUCAUCCAUACGAAUUAUAUAUGUGUAAUUCACCUAUGAUCACUUGUUCAGAAAUACGACCUUUGAAGAAGACAGCAUGGAGUCAGCCCAAGAAGAACCUCUCAACAGAAAAUAUAUUUCCUCUUCCAUCAGCUCCGUCUUUACCCCAUCUUUCUCCAGCUCCUUACCAAACGAAACAUGAAGUCCCCACAUCUAUGACAACCUGGAGCACAGUGGCAGAAAACGUCAACAAUGGUUUUGGAACAAGGGCGGUUACAGGCUCCGUAACCCCUCCUUGGUCAUUUACUUUAUCAGUACCUCAGAACAGGUUCCUGCAGAAGAGGCCGUCAGAGACUUCUAGAAGGAUCAUGAUGGAAACAAUGACCACAUCAACACAACCCAUGAAUGUAUAUUCAACACACGGUGAUGGUUACUCAAUGACCGCCCCUUCUGCCUCGUCCUCUUAUAAUAAUCGGUCUGAGCAGCCUAUCAACUUCCCACAAGAGAUUCUAAAUACUUCAUACACAAUCCACCCACCAAGGGACCACAUGUUCACUAACAAGAACAACAGUUGCUCAGCACAAAACAGCGCAACAUGUAGCAUUAAGCUUUUAAGAGAUCAAUGUGAGCAGCAACAUGUAGAGAACAAAAGCGAAAUGAAAGAUGAAAGUGUUGAACUGCAGCCAAAAUGUCGGCCUGUUUCUUCAUCCACACCCUACAGUGCCAUAGCGAGAUACAAUGACAACCAGCCAUCAGAUGUUUGUGAGGAGUUUAAGACAGUACAGGUGUUGAAAGUGGAUUCGAAACCAGAUCCAUCCAGUGUGUACGUUAAACAUGAGUUGGAGAAUAAAGCCAAGCAGUUGAGUAAAGUACAGAUAGAAGUGGAGCAACUGAGAAAGGACAAAAGCAUCAUUACUGGGCUUGUGUCUCAGCUGCAGAGAGAAGUGUCCGAUAAGGAUGGUUCCAUCAUGAAGUUGACCCGAGAACUUGAAACCCUCAAAAAGGAGGCCUGGAAGAAAGAAACUAACCUGCAACAGCUGUCAACUAAGUUAUCUAAAGUGAAAGAUGGUGCCAAAGCUGUGGAAACAAGUGAAGUGCGAGAGAGAGAAAUUCGCAAUCUUCAGAACAAUUUGAUGUUGAUGGAGAAAGAAAUUGAGCAAAAGAACACUUUGGUUGGGUCACAGCAAGUGGAACUUGUUGAUCUGAAGCAAUUAGUCAGUGAGCAGAGGGAAGAGAAACGCCAGAGUGGGGCUGAAAUGGAGAAAGUUCAGUCGGAAUUAGAAGACAUGAAAAGAGCUGAAAGAAUGGUGAGAAUAGACUUGGAAAAGUCUGUCAAAAAGAUGGAAUGUUUCCGAAGCAGAGUUAUACAAGCCAUUUUCUCCGUUCCUGGCAGUGAGAUUCCAAAGAAAGAGGUCAGUGACGAUGAUUUGAUCGAGAUGUUGAAAAAGAUGGCUACAGCUGAAUCUAAGGUGAAAGAGAAACUAGCCAAGAUGCAGGACAAAAUAAACGAGGUUUAUAAGCAGAAAGAAGAAUUCAUUAAAGAUAUCCACCAGUUGGAAACAGGCUUUCAGGAAUCUGUUGAAAGAAUGAAGAACAAUGGUUUGCAAAGCUGUCUUCUUUCGCAGGAAAUCAAACUUUUAAAAUCUGUCAGCACUGAGAAGAAUUUAACGCAAUUAAAAACUCUCUUUGAACAAAUGGUUAAAAUAGAAUUUGAUUGGCAACAAAAAAUUGAAGAAUCUCUGGGAAAAUGUGGAAUCAAUGUUAAUAUUUCUACUGAAGAUCCUGCAAAACAUAUUGACUUCUUGCACAAGAAAUGGUCUCUGGCUUUGGAGGAAAACACACAACUAAAAUCUCGCAUAUCAAAGAAUGAGGAAAACCAGAAGUUGGAAGUUCAAUCCUUGACUGAAUCUUUGCAACAGGAAGCACAAGAAAGAUUAAAAGAAGCUGUGGAGAAAGCUGAACAACAAGGAAAGGAAGAACUCAAUAAGGCGGUUGAAGAAGUGAAGCAAGCAGAGGCUGAUAAGCAGGAAGAUCUUCUAAAGAAUGAAGAGAAGAAAAUUGAAGAAUUAAAUUCCACAAUUAUUAAACUGAAAGAGCUGAUCAACUCCAAGGACCAAGAGACCCAGAACAGAUUAGAAGAAGUCAAUAAAGUUUGGUCUGAGAAUGAAGAACUUAAGGUCUGUAAAACCCAGUUGGAAAGUGAAUUAGAAGAACAGCGUAAAACACAUCAAUCAGAGAAGGAACAGAUGGAAGCAGAUGUACAAACGGCGAAAAGUCAGAGCCAAGUGGAUAUAUCUGAAUACAGGGAACAAAUAAAGCAACAUUCCAUCACGAUUUGUUCCUUGGAAGAGAAAUUAAGCAAGGCAAAGAAGCUCAAUGGGGAAUAUUCAGAUAGAAUUACCCAGCUACAAAAUGACUUACACGAGGAGAGGACCAAAUUACCAGCAAAUGCAUCAUUACCACUCAAACCAAAGGUUAUCAUUCAAAAACCUCCCCAGGCGGUCUUAGAACUGGAAAGGGAAAUUGCUGCUCUUAGAGCAGAAAUUCUUCAGUUAAAACAUGUUUUACAGGAGAAAGACAAUAUAAUUGUUAAGCAGCGUCGUGAUAUUGUUGAAGCUUAUGCUCGUUUGUCUGAUAUGGCAGGUGAACUAAGUGAAGAUAAUAAAGAAGAGUUAGAAUUAAGUAGGCAAUCCGUUAACAGACAUAUGCAGGAGAUGAUAAUUAUGAAGGAAAAGCAUGCUGCAUUAUCUAAAGAGAUUGAGGCUAAGAAGGAAGCCAUCUUGAAAUUACAAAUGGAUCUGGAGGUGGUGCGGACACAAUCAGUAAACAAAGAGAAAACUAACGAGGAUCUGUCUAAGCAGAUAAGACUCCUGCGGGAAUUUGUUAACAGAAAACAGCAACACAGGUUUCACAGUGAACCAGGUUUCCAUGCGCACUGUUGUUGUGUGGAUGAUAAUGGGCGAUUGAAGAAUGAUAUCCCAGAAAAGAGCGAGUCCUGUAACGAAGAAUUAAAACCACCUCCGUUCCCUGUUGACAAAAAAAUUCUGUUGAUCCGUGAAGAAGACAGUCAUGGAAUACCUGACAAUGUCAGCUCCAACAAUUCUUGCCUACAACAACAUUACCCAUCUGCCAGUUGUGAAGCUGAGUUAGAGAGGAAUUCUCACAGAGACACUCUUAAUGCGCUUGAGGCAAGUGAAAACUCGUUCUUAUUUCUGUUGAAAAAUCUGCUGAGUUCACUAGAAAUGAAAGGCAACUCGGGGUUACAGUCUGUUGCCCACAUCUCACAAAAUGAAAGAGACAAUGUCAUUCUAAAGAGAAAAGAGAUUUGUCAACGACUUCUUCAGGAAAUUCAGAAUCUUCAACAACAGUUGGAACGGAAACAGGAAUUGUUGCAAGACUAUGAAGGAAGUUUGGGCCAGCUUCGGAAAGCAGAGGAACUUGCUGAAAAGAAAAAUCGAGAAGCAGACAGUCUGACGGCACAUAUGUUACUGAAGACAGAAGAAACCAAUUUGCUUCGAGACUCCUUGAACAAGACCAAGCAGCAGCUUCAACAAGAGAAACGAUUAAACAGUGCCAUUAAACAUAAGAAAACGUUUCAUCUUGAAAAUGAGAAAAGCCACCUAGGAUUGAAACCUGUAGCGCAUCACUGCUAUUCUGAUACUGCAUCGUCUGAGAAGCCUUCAAGAGAUGGAGUCAGUCGGAAAAAUACUGGACAAAAAUCCGGGAAGAGAGAACAAUCGAUGAAAAAUAAAAAACAAUAAAGAAACAAAGUUGAUGGUUUAUACAUAAACAUCACUAAUCUUAUUAUAUAAUAAAGGAAUAACUAUUCGUUAUAUAUAA
This is a messenger RNA of Octopus sinensis (East Asian common octopus), 4522 nucleotides long. RefSeq names its product forkhead-associated domain-containing protein 1-like. The transcript is spliced from 26 exons. NCBI's taxonomy places the organism in Eukaryota, Metazoa, Mollusca, Cephalopoda, Octopoda, Octopodidae. The coding region runs from base 436 to 4443 and encodes 1335 amino acids. Gene Ontology annotation, molecular function: protein binding. The record is from RefSeq and is a predicted model, not a curated record.